AUGGAAUCUCUUAAUAACUCCUUAUUUGCAAGACUUGCCUGGAAGAUGACUUCAAAUCAAUCCCUUCUUUGGGUUGAUUCUCUUAGGAGUAAGUAUCUCAAGAAUGGUAUUUCCCUUCUAAAUGCUCCUACCAAUCCUAGCUCUUCUUGGCUUUGGAAGGGUUUGCUAAAAAAUAGGAAGGUUGUUGAGAAGGGAGCUUGUAUUUCCAUCUAUAGUGGUUUGAAUGUGGACAUUUGGUCUUCUCCUUGGAUUCCUUUGAUGCCUAAUUUUAGGCCUAUUCCUAAUGCUAAUUUGGAUGUUUGUCCCUCUCUUACUGUGGCUGAUCUUAUUAUUCCAGGGGAGCAAGGAAGGCCUUCUCCUCUUCAUUCUGAAGCAUGGUUGCUCCUUUGGGGGCUUAAAUUACAAGCAAGGUUGAAGCACCUUUUAUGGAAGGUUGCUUGGGAUAUUUUGCCUUCAAGAGCCAAGAUUAGUUGCUUUGUGGUCUCUGAUGACCCUGUUGCUUGGGUGUGUCCCUUCUGUAAGGGACCUUUGGCAACAUUAUCUCAUUUAUUCUUGGAGUGCAACCUAUCCAUUGCUUUAUGGAGCUCUUCUCCUUGGCAGAUUUCCACCUCCAAGUUUGCAAUUCGGCCUAUCUCUUAUUGGAUUUCUGCAAUCCUCUCUCCUAUGGCAUCUUUUGGUAUUCCCAAACCUGAGGUGAGAAAGUUCCAGCUCUUUGCUACUCUUGUUAUGGAUUUUAUUUGGAGGGCUAGGAACUUGCUUAUACAUGAUGGCCUUCAACCUUUUUCUAGUCAAGCUAUUGUUCAGGUUUCUAGCAGUCUUAAUCACCAUAUUACUGCCUGGCGUGAGCUUGAUCUUCCCACUCUAUGGGUGCCUCCAGUUGUAGGUUAUGUAAAAUGCAAUUUUGAUGUUGUAGUGAAGGGGUCUUUUGCGGUUGCGGCGGCAAUGAUUAGUGAUGAUAUGGGAAACAUUAUAGGUGUUGCCACUUAG
This is a messenger RNA of Corylus avellana, 987 nucleotides long. NCBI's taxonomy places the organism in Eukaryota, Viridiplantae, Streptophyta, Magnoliopsida, Fagales, Betulaceae. The record is from RefSeq and is a predicted model, not a curated record.